GAGGGCUACGGGCGAGAUCCGUGUCGAGCAAAGCGGAGGCGGAGCCGCAAGAGCAGCCGCCCGCCGUGGACGAUGAGAAGGUCUUUGAUGAUUGGUUCGACACGACCGAUGCCACCAGCGGAGGAGUCUUUUGGCUUUGGCUUCUCCCGGUCUCCGCGGUCCUUUUCUAUGUCUACCUCGACCUCAUCUACGGCGAGAAGUGCGUCAAUCAGUAUCUGAAUGCGAGCGGUGCCUUUUGCUACCAGACUGAGCUGCCCUCCGCGCUGUCUAAGCUCGCCAGUGCAUGA
Molecule: messenger RNA, 287 nt
Organism: Symbiodinium natans
Lineage: Eukaryota; Dinophyceae; Suessiales; Symbiodiniaceae
Source: the annotation of a GenBank genome assembly